Cylicocyclus nassatus is the source of this 378-nucleotide messenger RNA. The record is from the annotation of a GenBank genome assembly. Lineage: Eukaryota; Metazoa; Nematoda; Chromadorea; Rhabditida; Strongylidae.
AAAACACCUUUCAGAAGCAGAAGCUGUAAAUUAUGAGAGUGCUUCUCACCCUUCUGCUUUUCAGCAUCUUCGCAUUCUCAACAUGUAACGAAGAAGAACAGGUUUAUUGCGACGAGAUGUGUCCGUACUUCAAGAAAUUGCAUCCUGAUGAAAAGAUUUCCUAUAAGGAAAUAAAGAAGGAAUGCAAGAAAGGCAUUAAAGAAAUAGAAAAAUCUUGUGCCGCACUUCUGAAACUUGAUAAAAAGGAAGUAAAAGAAGGAAAAAAGGUCUACGAGAAGCUCACAUGGAACCAAGCCUGUUCCAAGUUCUGCAAAGUGUAAUGAGUUUGACAAUUUGAAAACGUUGGUUCUAUUUUCCCUAAAUAAAUGCUGCGUUAAA